This is a messenger RNA of Aspergillus calidoustus, 1077 nucleotides long. NCBI's taxonomy places the organism in Eukaryota, Fungi, Ascomycota, Eurotiomycetes, Eurotiales, Aspergillaceae. The record is from the annotation of a GenBank genome assembly.
AUGCCCACCGCCAAUUCGAGCUCGCGACGCUCGCGCUGCCGCCAACACCCCAUCCUCACAACCCUCUGCCUCCUCAGCUUCCUCAGCAUAACCCUUGGCGUCCUCCUCUGGACCGCCGUAAACUCAGACCGCGCCUACCUGCACCCACUGCUCACCCAAAUCAUCCCAGCGGGGCACUGCGCCUGCGAAACAGCAACCGUCUUUGAAUGCAGUAGCUGCCUGGCAUGUUCACACCAGACCCUUGCGUUGACACCAUCAGCCGAGUUGGAAAGAUGGGAAUUCUCGUACGCGCGCGACGGCCACAAUGCGGGACUCGGUCGGGAGCAGUGCGACGCUGCGUUUCCGGGGUUGUUUGAAGAUGUACAUCGUGCGGGGAGGUAUUGGCGUCAUCGCGGCGGGAUCUCGAAUGCGGAGCUGGACACCAUCACGCUGAACCCGGGUAUGGCACGCGCGCGGAUCGCGAAUGGGCAGCUGUAUGUGCUUGCGACGCGCGCAAGAGGCGAAGAUCAUCGGCGGAAGAUCCUCGCUGCGCUUUCGGCUAUGCAUCGCGCUCUCAUCACGGAUACACACGACCGAACCUCGACGAGCACGACUAUCCCGGACAUCGACAUUGAAUUCAUCUUCAGCAUCGAGGACAAACUAUCCGACGUCGCAGACGCGGCCAACGACCCGAUCUGGUCCCUCGCUCGAACAGCAGGUGAAGAAGCCGCGUGGCUCAUGCCCGAUUUCGGGUUCUGGAGCUGGGACCACGCGCACACGGAGAUUGGACCGUACGACGCUGUCGUGGAGGAUGCGGUCGAUUAUGAUGUUUUGCCGUGGGGAGAGAGGGUACAGAAGCUCGUCUGGCGUGGAAAACCGAGUUUUGCGCCAAAGUUGAGGCGCGCGCUUUUGGAUCGGACGAGGGGCAGGGAGUGGGCGGAUGUUCAGGCUGUGGAUUGGCAUCGCCAUGCUAGUGAGGGCGAAGGGGAGGGGAAUGUGCUGGGGCUUGGGGAGCAUUGUCGGUAUGGAUUUAUUGCGCAUGUUGAGGGUAAGCCCACCUAUCUCUUCUCCUUACCUUCUUUACCUCACCACCACUAA